Molecule: messenger RNA, 766 nt
Organism: Dunckerocampus dactyliophorus (ringed pipefish)
Lineage: Eukaryota; Metazoa; Chordata; Actinopteri; Syngnathiformes; Syngnathidae
Gene: fgf21
Product: fibroblast growth factor 21
Exons: 5
Coding region: 123-578 (151 amino acids)
Biological process (GO): cell differentiation; positive regulation of protein phosphorylation; positive regulation of gene expression
Cellular component (GO): cytoplasm
Molecular function (GO): growth factor activity; fibroblast growth factor receptor binding
Source: RefSeq, a predicted model, not a curated record
CACGGUGAACACAAGUUGCUGUGAGCGAACGGAGCAAGCACGUCAGCUACAAAGGAGUUCAGGAUCCCUUUAACAACCAAGUCAGAGAGGGGCAUCUUUACACAGAAAAUCACAGACGAGGGAUGUAUCUACAGAUGACCCAGGAUGGGAAAGUAUCCGGAAGUGAUGUCCAGACGCCUUAUAGUUUGCUUCAGUUGCAGUCGGUACAACCAGGUCACAUCGCCGUUAAAGGUCAGAGGUCAUCCCUGUUUCUUUGUACAGACAGCGGGGGCUCUCUGAGGGGGCAGAUACACUUCUCAGAAGACGAUUGCACCUUCCAAGAGUUACUCCUGGCGGACGGAUACACCCGUUUCCUGUCCUCACACCACAGACUUCCUGUGUCAUUGGCGUCCAGGCGUUCCCCGGAUCAACACGCUAUCCCCUUCACGAGAUUCCUGCCACUCAAGGAUACCCUUCCAUUGGAGGCUGCAUCCGAGGAACCUCCAAAACCAGAGAUGAACUUCAACUUGGACUCUGAUGACCCUCUUGGAAUGGGUCAGAAUUCCAUGCUUAGUCCUCAUUUUUCAGUGGACAAGUGACAAAGGAAAGAAAGCAAAUUGUAAACAUCUACCGGUGAACAUAUUUAAAUUAAGUUAACUGUAUUUAAAACUAUAUUUGCAAGGUUGAUAAUAUAUUAUUGUAUUUAUUUAAAUGUGUUUAAUGUCUAUUUAUAAUUUCUAAAGAUGAUGAGUAUUUUUAGUGAAUUUUUUUUUAUUUUAUUGUGAAC